CACUCUCUCUCUCUCUCUCUCUCCUUCUUGCUCGCCUGCUCUAUCUCUCAAAGUCUGUGGGAUCCCCCAAUCGACUGUCUUCUCAUUCAUUGCACCAUACUCCUCCUCCCUAUCAUUACCUGUUGACAGGACCAGGAUCCAGCUGACUGCCCAUCCAAUGACUGUGCGCCGCGGAGAUCGUGCUCCAGUCCCCAUCCGGGAACACAUGGCUAUUGAUGUAUCCCCAGGGCCAAUCCGACCCAUUGCCCAAAUCUCCGCUUAUUUUCCACAUCCAGGACUAGAAGGAGUCUUGUCACCGAGAGAUCGCAUGAGGGGCCAAGGGGCAAUGAAUGCCUCCCCGGGAACUGGAGAAGGAGAAUCAGCGGAUGGAUAUGAUUCUGAUGAGAACACAUCCCUUGGGACCCUCGAAUUCGACAUCCUUUAUGAUCCAGAAAGCUGCACCCUUGACUGCACCAUCCUUCGGGCCAAGGGGCUGAAGCCAAUGGAUUUUAAUGGCCUGGCUGAUCCCUAUGUCAAACUGCAUCUUCUGCCAGGGGCUUGUAAGGCGAACAAACUGAAAACACGAACCCAGCACAACACUCUCAACCCUAUAUGGAAUGAGUCUCUAACAUACAAUGGGAUAACAGCAGAGGACAUGGCCCGGAAAACUCUGCGAAUCUCUGUGUGUGAUGAGGAUAAACUGACCCACAAUGAGUUUAUUGGAGAGACCCGGGUACCUCUCAGACGUCUUCGACCUGGUCAGAAACGACAUUUUAACUUGUGCUUGGAACGACAACAGCCGCUGGCAUCCCCUUCAUCCAUGACAGCAGCUCUACGUGGAAUCUCCUGUUAUUUGAGAGAGCUAGAACCUCCAGCCGGCUGGGCCCUGGAAGAAAGGGGUCGCAUUCUGCUUGCUCUCACCUACUUCACCGAACGCCGUGGAUUAGUGGUGUCUAUCCUGCGCUGUGCACACUUAGCUGCCAUGGAUGUGUGUGGCUAUUCGGACCCUUAUGUGAAAGCGUACCUGAAGCCAGAUGUAGAGAAGAAGUCAAAGCACAAAACAAGUGUGAAAAAGAAGACACUGAACCCAGAAUAUAACGAGGACUUUUUCUACGAGAUUGAGCAGUCAGAUCUUGGCCAGAAAUCCCUGGAGAUAACAGUUUGGGACUACGACAUUGGGAAAUCCAAUGACUUCAUUGGUGGGAUGACCCUUGGUUUGGGGACCACUGGAGAAUGUCGACAGCAUUGGCUAUCUUGCAUUCAGACCCCUGACUGCCGCUUUGAGCACUGGCACACACUCACCAAUGAGCUCCCAGAAUCAUCUACAUUUGGUCCCUGAGAUUCUGUCUUCAGUUGCCUAUAAAACAGCAACCUCCCUGCCUGCCUGCCAAAAAACAACAAAAACAACAGGGAGGGGCACAGCACCAGGACCCCUCCUUUGCACGAGGACGUUUGCACGUUUUCAAAGUUACUUGUCAUUGGUGUUCGUUUAUAUUAUGCUCUAGGGAAGGGCUUCAGCAGAGGCUGUCCCUCUUCUGGUUUGCUAUGCUAAGUUGAGCCGUGGCGGGGAGGUGGGGAGCUGAGGAGCAGCAAGGAAGUGUGGAAGAGGCAAUGGAGGAACAAUGGGUGGGGAAGUGUUUGCCCCUUCUUCAGAAAAACAAACACAUUCAAAUCAAAGAAAAAUCACAAUAAUUACCCUUGUUCUCUACAGAUUUCUCCUUUUGCUGCAUCCCCAGGGUAUUUUACCAAGCUGACUUUAGCUCUAAAAUGCCACAACUUUUGUACCAAGCAUUUGGUUGGACUUCAAAAGGCAAAAUACCAAUUAUUUGACAAUUUAAAAAAAAGAUGCAAAAGAUCAAAAAUGCAGUUCAAAACCCAUAUCUCAUUCUAAAGUUUCUUUUCUGUAACUCAGUGUGUCUCAUUUCCUGAUCUGCAUACCCAUUCCUUUUACCUUGCUCAUACUGUAUUAACUUUAGAGUGAUAUAUGCAAUUUGCAGUUCUGGACUAUUUUUUUAAAAUGUCCAUCUUUUGGCUUCCUGCAUAGAUUUAAGGGGCUUCCAUCUGGCACACUUCUUCCCACUAACUCUCUGUGUUAAAAGGCACACUAACUUAGCUGCUUGUACUUUGAACUCUUGUGAAGUCUCUUUUCUGGCAAACAAUGUUAAAAAAUAUUGUGAAAAAUAUUGUGGCCGUGCCAUAAUGAGCUGCCCAGUUUUGCUCCUGCCUCUAUCAGAAAUGAUGGCUCUAGCAGAGGUUAAGAACUUAUAACUUUUCAGGAGAAAGAGGUCAAAAUUUCACAGAAUCAUGAAGUUAGAAAUAGGUUUAGUGAGCAUAGGUGGGAGGUGGAUUUGGUAAAUUUAAGUUGAAGAGUUCAUAUAUCUAAUAAUUGCACUUAAUAGAAGGAGACCUCUUGUAGUAAGAGUGAAAAGAGUGUAAGCAAAGCUAGGAAAAGUUAUAUUUUGGUAUUCCCAACUCCCAGAAAACACCAGUUGGCAUGGAAUGGGGAUGACCUGGGAGUUAAGAGUCCAAAAAAAAAGUAACUUCUUGCCAUGCUGACUAGUGAUUUUGAGAGCUGUGGUCCAGAAAAGUAAAUUUUGUAACUUCUGCAAAUUAUUGAGUUCAACCACCUGUUUGCUGCAGGAACUCAAAUAUCCUGAAGUAACUGCUGUUCAGUCUAUUCUUGAAGACUUCCAAGUAAGGGGCAAAACCAGUCUAAGUCACUGAUUCCAAUAAUGGUUGAACCACUCUUAGUA
Messenger RNA from Pogona vitticeps (central bearded dragon), 2732 nucleotides. RefSeq names its product double C2 domain alpha (gene DOC2A). The record is from RefSeq and is a predicted model, not a curated record. Lineage: Eukaryota; Metazoa; Chordata; Lepidosauria; Squamata; Agamidae. Gene Ontology annotation, biological process: spontaneous neurotransmitter secretion; exocytosis; regulation of calcium ion-dependent exocytosis. Gene Ontology annotation, cellular component: membrane; synapse; extrinsic component of synaptic vesicle membrane.